Molecule: messenger RNA, 1326 nt
Organism: Cyphellophora attinorum
Lineage: Eukaryota; Fungi; Ascomycota; Eurotiomycetes; Chaetothyriales; Cyphellophoraceae
Exons: 3
Coding region: 1-1326 (441 amino acids)
Biological process (GO): carbohydrate metabolic process
Source: RefSeq, a predicted model, not a curated record
AUGGCACCAAUACUUCAGCUAUCAACUGCCGCCCUCUCACUCUGCGUUUCCCUAAUCGCGUGGCUCCGAUCCAAACCAAGCAACCCAUUCUCCACAGCAGACAUCGAGCCUUUCCAUAUCAGCCACUACCUCUCCAACAACACGAUCAGAUCAUGGGAGCAAGGCGUGUGGACACAAGCCCUCCUCGAAGUCCACAACCCAGAACUGACCGUCUUCGCCACGAACCCCUUUCCCCAUGGCCGUCUACCCAUGGUCCCAUGCGAUCUUCACAGCGUGCCCGGACUCGCUAGUGCUGCAGCCUACACACAGGUCAACGGCACACUACUGUGCGAUGGCGGUGGCUCACCUGCAGAUCCCGCAUCCCUAGGAACUCAAGCGGUCUUGCUCUCCUCCAGGGAUCCCUGUCAGACACGCCCAGCCUUCCCAUCGGCGGAAGCAUUUCGAGACGCCGCAAAAAGUCAAGCCGAGUACCUCCUGCAUAACGCGACCAAAUUCCACAUCAACGAAACCCAUGCUGCGACUUCCCAUCGGGACGAGCCGCCUGAGUUGUGGGGAGACUUCGUUUACACGGUGCCGCCGUUUAUGGCUUAUUAUGGUGUGGCAGUUGAGUCUGCUGAGUACCUAGACUAUGCUGUUAGGGAAUGUCAGCUAUACAAUGAGGCACUGGCUACGGAUGUUAGAUUGGCAAGCGGUGCGCAAUGCUCGGGGCUGUGGCGCCAUAUCGUGUCUGAGCCGAGACAGCUACCCAAGGAUGUCUGCUGUACCGACCCCUACGUCUGGCUCACAAGCAACGCGUGGGCAAUCGCAGGAAUGACGCGUGUCCUAGCAUCACUGAAGCCGUGGACUACCACCAGGCUGCGCUCCUGGUCUGAUGACGGGAGAAGCUUCGAUAGAGACGCUGCUAUCGCUUCCCUGACAAACAUAAUCAAGGACAUGCUGAACUGCCUGAUCUUGCAGACUCGUGGAGAUGACUCAGACCUCCUCAAGAAUUAUCUCGAUGGUCCUGGCUCCGCCUCCUCCGCAUGGGCUUUUGGGGAUGCUGCUGGGACAGCACUCGUGACGUCGGCCGUUUAUCGACUUGCCACGCUUCUGCCUGAGGUGUUUGCAAAACCAGAGUAUAUGACGUGGGCAGACCGUAAUUUGUUUGCCGUUGCUAAGCAUGUUCAUCAAGAUGGCAGAGUUGGGCCAGUUGCGCAGAUCAAUGGAGUUCCAAGCACGAAGGCUGUUGACACGACUAGUGAGGGCCAGAGCAUGGCAUUGCUGCUGUAUGCUGCCAGGCGGGACUUCUUGCGGGCACGUGGCUGGCUGGGUAGACUAGGUCUUUGA